AUGAGUACCCAAAACUCCGUCCAAAUUGCACUUCCCAAAGGUGCUAAUGACCAAAACCAGAACCAAGAACCAGGAGAGGACUUUGACUACUCACAAAGGUCCCAAUGGCUUCGAGCUGCUGUAUUAGGAGCUAAUGAUGGAUUGGUUUCAAUCGCAUCAUUGAUGAUGGGGGUUGGAGCUGUUAAAACAGAUGUCAAAGCCAUGAUCCUGACUGGUUUUGCAGGACUGGUCGCUGGAGCCUGUAGCAUGGCAAUUGGAGAAUUUGUUUCUGUUUACUCUCAACUUGAGAUAGAGGUUGCACAGAUCAAGAGAGAAACAGAAAUGAUAGAGACCGGACAGGAUGAAGAAAAAAACAAGAAAGAAAAUCUGCCUAAUCCACUGAGUGCGGCAAUGGCAUCGGGUCUUGCAUUUUCUUUAGGAGCCGUAGUGCCCUUGUUGGCAGCUGCAUUUAUAGGAGACCAUAAGGUGAGGUUGGCUGCCAUCAUUACUGCAGUGAGCCUGGCUUUACUAGUUUUUGGAUGGGUUGGGGCAGUGCUAGGGAAGGCUUCUGUAAUCAAGAACUGUGCUAGGGCGUUGAUUGGAGGUUGGAUGGCUAUGGCCAUCACAUUUGGAAUGACCAAAUUAAUAAGCUCCACUGGAAUGAAAAUAUAA
Messenger RNA from Coffea eugenioides, 651 nucleotides. Its product is annotated as vacuolar iron transporter homolog 4-like. Bases 1 to 651 code for a protein of 216 amino acids. Lineage: Eukaryota; Viridiplantae; Streptophyta; Magnoliopsida; Gentianales; Rubiaceae. Gene Ontology annotation, biological process: intracellular manganese ion homeostasis. Gene Ontology annotation, molecular function: manganese ion transmembrane transporter activity; iron ion transmembrane transporter activity. Gene Ontology annotation, cellular component: membrane. The record is from RefSeq and is a predicted model, not a curated record. The transcript has a single exon.